Drosophila novamexicana is the source of this 564-nucleotide messenger RNA. RefSeq lists its product as uncharacterized. Gene Ontology annotation, biological process: negative regulation of retrograde protein transport, ER to cytosol; positive regulation of autophagy; negative regulation of VCP-NPL4-UFD1 AAA ATPase complex assembly. Gene Ontology annotation, cellular component: endoplasmic reticulum membrane. NCBI's taxonomy places the organism in Eukaryota, Metazoa, Arthropoda, Insecta, Diptera, Drosophilidae. Bases 120 to 368 code for a protein of 82 amino acids. The transcript has 3 exons. The record is from RefSeq and is a predicted model, not a curated record.
AUGACAGACCAAAACAAAAGGGUAGACAAGUAAUGCGAAGUAAACAGGGCAAACCCAUUCAAAGAGAAGCCUUAUUAACUUAAACUUUGUUGCACACGCAAAGAAAAAACAGCAAUAACAUGGGAGUUUUUUUAUCAUGCUGCGGUAACAGCGCCGAGGAGACAAAUCUAAUGCCACCUGCGGAGGAGCGACGCAGGCAGCAACUAGAGGCAGCAGAGCGUCGUCGUCUGGAAAACGAAUCACGAGGAGUUAAAAAUCUGGACAAGGUUCGUCGUCAGCAGCAGCGUGCCGCCGAGAUGGAACGUAGAGAGGAUGAGGCAGCACGCCAAGGUGACAACGGCCCGACUCUGCGGUGGCAGGCAAGUUAAGGGCUUGGAAGAAACUCAACCGCAGCUGCCUUUACGGGUUUUUUUGUGCCCAAUUGUUGACUGUGUAUCAAGGCAUUUGUAUUAAUUUGUUUUCAAAUUUGUGUAAAUAUGUACUAUCAAGCUAUAUUUGUGAUUAAGCCCAAUCCCACACAUACCAAAUUUUCGACCAAAAAUAAAAGAUUCUAAAUCGGGCAAA